CACAGAGUCGACUUGUGAUCCACUGAAAAUGACUCUUAGAUUGUUCUAAGUGUAUUAGUUCUUUUCGUGCGGCGCGAAAGUGUGGCUGACCUACAGACUACAUUAAUCCUUGUGUGGGAUGAGAAGAGGGAACGCUUGCAGUCGAUGACCUCAUUUUUUGAUCACAGUCAACUGCAAAGGCAAGAGACCGCGAAUGCUCAGUGAUGUCCAUGGACAUGGUAAGAUCCCGUUAUAUUCCGGCCCGAGAGAAAAGAGGGAGGAAUAGAUCUCUGUAAUAUCCACCGCGGUGACGAGGUCACGCCGCCCCCCGAACCUGCACUGUGGGAAACCUGCACAAACGUUUGUCGCACGAGAUUCAGCGGACGCACAUGUUUUUCUUGGCAGGGCAUUUUGUUUGAAGACUCACACGAGAUACUACAAUGGAAAAACCAACACACGCUCUGACUGAAGGCUUACAUCUGCGCUGUUGGGAAACGUUUUUUCAGCACAACACGGUCUUCUUUAAGGUAUUGUUUCGGUUGCCCUAGCAAAAUAUAUCAAACACCCUUUCCCCAUGUAUGCAAAUGGCGUCCAAGUUUGGUGAAACAGCCAUCUGUACUCGUUGCUUGUUAUUUCUGUGCUUUCAGUUCGGUUGGCGCUGUAACGGAAAUGGUGUGCCUGACGGCAGACUUCAUUCGGCAGUGCAAGAGAGGAGAUUUCUCUGCGAAAAGGUGCCGACCAACAAGCUUGAGAACGAAACCUGCAAUACAGGGUGAACGCUUGUUACCUGCUGUGACGUCAGACAUUUCUUCGUCAUCUCAUCCUGAAGACACAACGGGGGACACAGGCACCUCCUUUCUUGCAAGAGGUAGAGCUCACACGGAGACGGUGCGGAGCCGAUGCGAAUUUGAAACAUACGAAGAAGCGUAUACAGUUGCCUCUACGUUUUCUCAGAGGCAGGAAGGUGUAACAAAAACUCGGGAACAAUCGACGAAGAACCAAAACAGAUCUCUUGCGCACCUGUCACAUCUGCACUUGAAUUACCGCAAUAUUGACUCUAUCGCUUCGGAAACGGCGUUAGAACUCCCAAAUCUCCAGGUGAACUACAUCCCGCGAGUGAGGAGAGAAUGUCACCUGAGUACGUUGUUCACCCACGGCACCGUAUCAUGCGCACAGAAGUUACUGCAGCGAAUGCCACAACUACAACUGCGUCAUUCUCUUCCCUUUCUUAUGUGA
Molecule: messenger RNA, 1215 nt
Organism: Toxoplasma gondii ME49
Lineage: Eukaryota; Apicomplexa; Conoidasida; Eucoccidiorida; Sarcocystidae
Exons: 1
Coding region: 649-1215 (188 amino acids)
Source: RefSeq, a predicted model, not a curated record